Molecule: messenger RNA, 3422 nt
Organism: Manihot esculenta (cassava)
Lineage: Eukaryota; Viridiplantae; Streptophyta; Magnoliopsida; Malpighiales; Euphorbiaceae
Product: probable LRR receptor-like serine/threonine-protein kinase At1g07650
Exons: 24
Coding region: 453-3356 (967 amino acids)
Biological process (GO): protein phosphorylation
Molecular function (GO): protein kinase activity; ATP binding; protein binding
Source: RefSeq, a predicted model, not a curated record
AAUAGAUUGUUACUUGAAAAUACAGACAAGUAUCGUAAUAUAGUAAUCAUUGAUACAGUGUCACAGUUGGUCCAUUGCACCUUUUUCUAUAAUAAAUCUGCUCUCUCUCUCUCUUCAGCUGAAACCAAUAAACUCCUUUACAGCCCAAAGUAAGAGGGUUAAGAGGAAGAAGAAGAAGAAGAAGAAAAGAUAAAGCAAAGCAAAAAUAAGGAUGAAAAUGGGAGCUCAUUUUCCAACUCUAAAGCUACAGCUUCUACUUCCCAUCUUCACCUUCUUUUCUUUCGCUGUCUUUGCAGCCGCCGCCGCCGCUAAGCUUCACCCAGUUGAAGGAUUGAAGGAUUGUUUGUUUUGCGCAGUGAAGGCAUUGAAGGAUAUAGGGAAGAGGCUGGGGAAGAAGGAUUGGGAUUUUGGAGUGGAUCCGUGCAGUGGAAAAGGGAAUUGGAGAGUUUUGGAUGAGAGGAAAGGGUUUGAAAGCAGUGUCACUUGUAAUUGCAGCUUCAAUCACAAUUCCACUUGCCAUGUAUGCCUUAAAGGCUCAGAAUCUAUCUGGAAUUGUUCCACCAGAAUUUUCCAAGUUUCGUUACCUUGAACUACUGGACCUCAGUCGCAACUGCCUCACUGGUUCCAUACCUUCCCAAUGGGCUACUAUGCGCUUAGUCGAUCUCUCUUUUAUGGGGAAUCGACUGUCUGGUCCAUUUCCAAAAGUUCUCGCCAAUAUCACCACCCUCAAGAACCUGAGCAUUGAGGGAAAUAAAUUGUCAGGACCCAUUCCACCAGAGAUUGGAAAAUUGGUCAAGUUACAGAAAAUUAUCAUUUCAUCAAAUGCAUUCACAGGAAAAAUACCCACAGAGCUUUCCAAGUUGGCACACUUGACUGAUUUGAGAAUAAGUGAUAAUAAUUUCUCAGGAAAGAUACCAGGUUUCAUCAGCAAAUUGACACAAAUUCAGAAACUGCACAUACAGGGUUGCUCACUCGAGGGACCUAUACCUACCAGCAUUUCUUCAUUGACCAGCUUAGCUGAUCUGCGGAUUAGUGAUCUGAUAGGAAAAGGUUCAACUUUCCCACCUCUGAGUGAUAUGGAAUCCAUGAAGACAUUGAUAUUAAGGAAUUGCAUGCUAUCAGGAGAGAUCCCAGAAUAUAUUGGGAACAUGAAAAAACUGAAAAAUCUAGAUCUCAGCUUCAAUAACCUGGCUGGAGGAAUUCCCACGACAUUUUCCCAAUUGGAAAAAGUAGACUUUGUGUACUUGACUGGAAACAAGCUCACUGGAUCAGUACCUCAAUGGAUCCUUGAAAGGAACAAGAAUGUGGAUGUUUCUGAUAACAACUUCACAUGGGGAAGCUCAGGUCCAAUUGAAUGUCCUCAAGGGAGUGUGAACUUAGUGGAGAGUUACUCUUCAUCAGCAAACAAAUUAAGUAAAGUCCACCCAUGCCUGAAACAGGACUUCCCUUGUUCUUCAAGUAAACAUCAUUACUCCUUGCAUAUUAACUGUGGUGGUAAAGAGAUAGUUGCCAGUGGUAACACCACAUUCCAAGCUGAUUUAGAACCAAGAGGUGCUUCUAUGUUUCACUCAAGUCAGUCUUGGGCCUUCAGCAGCACUGGGAGCUUCAUGGAUAAUGACAAAGAUGCUGAUUCCUAUAUUCAGACCAAUACUUCUGCUAUAUUUAAUGUUUCUGCGCUUGAUGCACAACUCUACACCAAAGCCCGUGUUUCUCCUCUCUCGCUCACUUACUAUGGACUUUGCCUUCUCAAUGGAAAUUAUACUGUAAAGCUUCACUUUGCAGAGAUUGUUUUCACAAAUGACACUUCAUUUAAUAGCCUUGGGAAGCGUUUAUUUGAUGUUUAUAUCCAGGGAAAGUUGGUGCUGAAAGAUUUAAACAUUGCAGAAGAGGCUGGUGGCGUUGGUAGGCCAAUUGUAAAGAAAUUUACUGUGGCUGUAACAAGCCACACGCUAAAGAUUCACUUUUAUUGGGCUGGAAGAGGGACAACAGGCAUACCAGUUAGAGGAAUUUAUGGCCCUCUUGUAUCAGCUAUAUCAGUUGAUCCAAACUUCAAACCACCUUCAGAUAAUGACAGGCAAAAAGUCAUGAUAGUGGCUGGCACUGUGGCUGCUACCUUAUUUCUUGUUCUUCUGUUCCUGUGUAUCAUGUGGAGGAAAGGCUGUCUAGGAGCGAAAGUCUCUGAAGAUAAAGAGCUGAGAGGUCUAGAUCUGCAGACAGGAAUAUUCACUCUAAAACAAAUAAAAGCUGCCACUAAGAACUUUGAUGCAGAAAAUAAAGUUGGAGAGGGUGGUUUUGGCUCAGUUUACAAGGGUCUACUAGCAGAUGGAACUAUAAUUGCAGUAAAGCAGCUCUCCUCAAAGUCUAAGCAAGGUAACCGUGAGUUUGUGAAUGAAAUAGGCAUGAUAUCUGCUCUGCAACAUCCUAAUCUUGUAAAGCUAUAUGGAUGCUGCGUUGAGGGAAACCAGUUGAUGCUCAUAUAUGAGUACAUGGAAAAUAACUGCCUAUCCCGUGCUCUUUUUGGGAAGAAUUCGACAAGCAGGCUAAAACUGGACUGGCCUACCAGGAAAAAAAUUUGUCUCGGUGUAGCUAGGGGUUUGGCAUACCUUCAUGAAGAGUCGAGAAUAAAAAUUGUGCACAGGGAUAUCAAGACAAGCAAUGUGUUGCUUGAUAAGGAUCUGAAUGCAAAAAUUUCAGAUUUUGGUUUGGCUAAGCUAAAUGAAGAUGAGAAUACCCACAUUAGCACCCGGAUUGCUGGAACUAUUGGCUAUAUGGCUCCUGAGUAUGCAAUGCGUGGCUACUUAACUAACAAAGCAGACGUUUACAGCUUUGGAGUUGUUGCGUUGGAAAUCGUCAGCGGCAAGAGCAACACAAAUUACAGGCCAAAGGAGGAAUUCGUUUACCUUCUUGAUUGGGCUUAUGUUUUGCAAGAGAGAGGAAGUCUGCUGGAGCUGGUUGAUCCAGAGUUGGGAUCAGCCUAUUCAUCAGAGGAAGCAAUGGUGAUGCUAAAUGUAGCACUCUUGUGUACCAAUGCAUCUCCAACACUGAGGCCUACAAUGUCUCAAGUUGUGAGCAUGCUUGAAGGUCGAACCGCGGUUCAGGAUCUUCUUUCUGAUCCUGGGUUUUCAGCCAUCAACUCAAAAUACAAGGCCAUCAGAAACCACUUCUGGCAGAACCCAAGCAACAACCAUAGCCUCUCUUCAAAUGGUCCUUGUACGGAUUCCUCAAGUUCAUAUAUAGACAUUGAAGAGGCUGAUCGUAUUCUAAGAGUUAGUUUAGCAGAAUCCUAUUUAAAUUCCCACGUAGAAACAGAUGAGACUACCAAUCUUUUAAAGGUUCAUUCUGUAAACUCCAAUUAGUUGUUAAUCUUGUAUAACUUUAUAAUUGUAUAGUGGCAAUGGAAAAAGUUCCACUGUUAUAUGGUC